UCCUCCUACAGGUCUACUCUCUUUUCAUUAUCAUCUUUUCAGUAUGUUCGAUACACAUAAUGGCCCACUAAUUUGGAUUUGUGUUAGGAAGUUUUAUUAUAUACUUUGGCACUCAAACCGACACAUCUAGUUAACGUCAGAAGAGUCAUUUCACCAUAAUCUUUGAUGGUUUUUCAUUAUGAAUUUUGAUAUGCAAAGAUGAAUUUGAAUGCGACUCUGUGUAUGUCUGCUCCUCCCGAUUUAUCAUAGUCCUUUCAGUUUUGAUGAUUAAGAUCUGUAUUUUCUCUUUAUAUUGUAUUAGAAAAUUGACGAAUAAGUUAAAGGAUCUUUUCUAUAUCUCAAAUUUUUGAAUAUUGUUGUACUCCCUGUAUUUAUGUUGAUGUUAUUGUUGUAUUUAUCUUUUAUGCUUUAAAGUUUGAUAGUCAAUUAGAACGAUUUUUAUAAGGCUUAAAAAUUUCCAACUAGAGACACUCGAACUAACUCGUGUUUCAAUUGAACAUCUCAAUUCGUAAUAAAAUGUUUCAAUUGGACACUUUUAAUUCAAAAUUUUGAACUUCUUUUUUGGCGUGAAUUUUCAUUAGGUAGUUAAGCUAACCACAUAAAAUAUGUUAUUCCCUUUAAUUAUAUGCGUUUGUUUCAAUAAGCCAUAAAAUUCAGACAUUUUCUACUUGAGGUUGAUGCGUAUAAUUAAAAAAGAUAGACAUAUUGUGGUUAACUUAACUAUCUAAUAGACGAAUGAAAAUAAGCUCAAUCUUUUUUUCAAAAUUUGAAUAAAAAGUGUCUAACUAGAACAGUUUAUUAGGAGUUGAGGUGUUCAAUUAGGACAAAACUUAGUUUGAGUAUCUAAAUGGAAUAUUUUGACAUGUUGAAGAGGUUGACUAUGUAUGAAGCCUUUUGCAUUUAGAACGCACACAAAAUACAGUGUACUAUUUUUAGUUCCAUGAAAAAUACUGAGAAGGCGACUCAUAUUCACCUCUAAAUUUCAUUUCCAAAGUAAUAAUUAUUGUAGCACAAUGAUUUCCUGUGGUUGGUUUAGAGUCAAACAAAUUAAUUUUGCCUAGAUAUUACAAAUAUAGCUCAUGGUUCUAUAUUCUGUUCUAUUCUCUUUGUAAAUUGUAUAUCUUUCGAAACCAAAGUGUUAAGUUUUAGGUCUGAAAGUUGGUGAAAUUGACUACUAAAUACUGAUUUGCGCCUUUGGUGGUGACGUUUUACCCCAAUAUAAUGUGGGUAGUUUCUAGCGCGAAACUGGAUUAGUCGGGCUUGGAAACAAAUACCACACAGCGUGUGAGGGAACCAAUUGGUCCUAGAAUUGCUAUAACGACGUCCAAUUUUAUCAGCAAAGCUAUAAAGUUAAAAAACUUGUGAAUAGUUGUAAUGACUUCUGCAAGCGCGAAUGAGAAUUGUCUUGGUUGGGCAGCGAGAGAUCCAUCUGGAGUUCUUUCACCUUAUGAAUUCAACCGGAGGGCAGUUGGCAGUGAUGAUGUUCUGCUAGUCAUUGAAUUUUGUGGAAUAUGUUUCGCUGAUGUUGUCUGGACCAGGAACAAACUUGGAACUUCAAAAUAUCCUCUAGUGCCAGGACAUGAAAUUACGGGAACUGUGAGAGAGGUCGGCACCGAUGUUAAGCGCUUCAAAGUUGGCGACCCUGUUGGAGUUGGAACAUAUGUUAAUUCAUGCAGGGAAUGCGAAUAUUGUAAUGAUGGAUUAGAGGUUCAUUGUUCAAAAGGAUCAAUAUACACUUUUGAUGGUAUAGACACGGAUGGUACAGUUACUAAAGGGGGAUACUCCAGUUACAUUGUUGUCAAUGAAAGGUACUGCUUUAGAAUACCUGAAAAUUACCCGCUUGCAUCUGCAGCACCUUUACUAUGUGCUGGAAUUACUGUUUAUACUCCGAUGAUAAGACAUAACAUGAACCAACGUGGAAAAUCUCUAGGUGUGGUUGGAUUAGGUGGUCUGGGUCACUUAGCAGUGAAGUUUGGAAAGGCUUUUGGGUUGAAUGUAACAGUAUUCAGUACAAGUAUAUCUAAGAGAGACGAGGCGUUAAAGCUUCUUGGAGCAGACAAGUUUGUAAUCUCAUCUGAUGAACUGCAGAUGACGGCGCUGAGUAAGUCGUUUGACUUCAUUAUUAACACCGCUUCUGGAGAUGUUCCAUUUGAUACACACUUGUCGCUGUUAAAGACUGCUGGCACUCUUGUUCUGGUUGGCUUCCCAAGUGAAGUGAAAUUUAUUCCAGGAAACUUAAUCCUCGGUAUGAAGACCAUUGCUGGGAGUUUAACUGGUGGAACAAAACAGACACAAGAAAUGCUGGAUUUCUGUGCUGCCCACAAAAUUUAUCCAGAAAUUGAGAUAGUCCCCAUUCAGUAUGCCAAUGAAGCACUCGAAAGGUUAAUAAAGAAGGACGUCAAAUAUCGCUUUGUAAUUGAUGUUGGGAACAGCCUCAAGUAAUGGCGGAGGAACAGUAUGUUCUCUUGCACUGAUUUACGCACCACAAAAUCUCACAUGACCAUUCAUGUGGCUGUUAUAACACAGCUAAUUCCCUUCCGUGCAUCCGCGUAGUGUAAUUUGUUGCAAUUAGAUAUCAUAGUUCAGAGAAGUAAUUUUUAAUGUCCAAGUUAUAAGGGAUUGAUAUUAUGCAGGCUAAACUAGAGAACAUGUUCAUGCUCUUAUCUUUUUUCACAUGGGUUGUGUUUAUCAUGUGGGAUUACACUAGACAUAUUGUUAGUGGUUUUGUUGGGUGUGCCAAUCAUCUUCUUUAUCUCUGUAGAUAUUGCUAUAAUUCAUACAAUUAUUAACACUUCCAAUCCAAAGGCAUGUCUGUUGUGGGCUU
Molecule: messenger RNA, 2824 nt
Organism: Capsicum annuum
Lineage: Eukaryota; Viridiplantae; Streptophyta; Magnoliopsida; Solanales; Solanaceae
Product: probable cinnamyl alcohol dehydrogenase 1
Exons: 7
Coding region: 1375-2442 (355 amino acids)
Molecular function (GO): oxidoreductase activity, acting on the CH-OH group of donors, NAD or NADP as acceptor; zinc ion binding
Source: RefSeq, a predicted model, not a curated record